Molecule: messenger RNA, 2028 nt
Organism: Rhopalosiphum maidis (corn leaf aphid)
Lineage: Eukaryota; Metazoa; Arthropoda; Insecta; Hemiptera; Aphididae
Exons: 4
Coding region: 1-2028 (675 amino acids)
Molecular function (GO): protein dimerization activity
Source: RefSeq, a predicted model, not a curated record
AUGGACAAAUUUGUUAUAAAAAAAAAAAUUAAGUUGCAUGAAACCCAUGAAAGUGUCACAUCAACAGAAGAAGUGGAUACUUUAACUCCAAGUUUGUCGUUCAAUAGUUUAUUGACUUCUGCUUCGACGAGCUCAAUAGAAUCGCAACGUAUUAUUAAUGAUAAUAAUGAUACUACUACUUCAUCGGAAAGUUAUGAUAUUGGUAACUAUAUAGACCACAUAUAUUCUAUUAAUGAUUUUACUAAAUUUAUGAUUCUUAAAAAUCACUGGGUCCCUCCAAAACAUUAUAUAUUUCCUUUUUCUGUACAUAACAAACGCAAUAGAGAAGAAAAGCGACGUCCUAAUCAUCAGCAUUUAUCUAAUUAUUCUUGGUUAGUUUAUUCCGAUGUGAAAAAAGGACUUUUUUGCAAAAAUUGCGCCAUUUUUACUAAUGAUAUUCUAGUAGGUGGUCAAAAAACAAUAUCUGUUAAAAAAUUGGUGACAGAACCCCUUAUAAAAUUUGCUAAUUUAUUAGGAAAACAUGGAGACUUAGACUGCCAUUCUCAAACUCAGUAUCAUAAGUUGGCAAUAGUUAAAAGUGAAUCAUUUAUUCAAGUAUAUAAAAAUCCAUCUUAUGAUAUUCGGAAUCAGGUUGAAACUUCACGUAAACAACAGGCUAAUGAAAAUAGAGAAAGACUUGUUCCAAUAAUAAAAACUUUAAUUUUACAUGGACAACAGAAUAUACCUAUAAGAGGCCAUCGUGAUGAUGGUUCAUUACUUAAUACAAAUAAUAGUCCUGUUGCAACUGAAGGAAAUUUUCGUUCAUUACUAAGAUUCCGAAUAAAUAGUGGGGAUAAAGUUUUGGAAAAUCAUUUAAUGACAGCUAAAAAUAAUGCUACUUAUAUUAGUAAAACAUCAACAAAUGAGUUAAUAAAUCAUUGUGGUAAUGAAGUUCUUUCUAUUUUAUUAAAUAGAAUACAUAAGGCAAAAUAUUACUGUGUUUUAUUUGAUGAAACAACUGAUGUAUCUCACAUAUCCCAACUUAGUAUAUCAAUUAGAUAUAUUUAUGAAAAUACAGUCAGAGAAGAUUUUAUUGGUUUUGUUGAUCUUCAUAAGGACAAUUAUAGUGCAGAUGCUCUUGAUUUUGAUACAGAUAAUGAAAGUAACACAUUAGAUUUACAACAGUCAGAACCAACUAUUACAGGAGAAAUACUUGGUUCAACAGUUGUAAAAAAGUUGAAAAGUGUGGGACUAGAUUUAAAAUUAUGUGUAGGAAUCGGUUGUGAUGGUUGCAGUGUUAAUAUGUCGACAAUAUGUGGAGCAGCAAUUACUAUACAAAAAUCUGCCAAGAAUGCUUUAAUAUGUCCGUGUUUAAAUCAUUCAUUGAAUAAUAAUUUAUCUAGAUCAAAUAAGAUUCAAAGUACCUUUUUUUCUGCUACUACUAAAAUAAAAGAACUUAGAGAAGUACUAAGUACAAAACGAAACGAUGCAAAUCAGUGCUUUAAUAUUAUAUAUAAUAAUGUUGUUGAAAUGAUGUCAAAAUUAGGCACUGAACUAAAACUUCCAAGGACUACUAAAAGGCAGACUUACAGAAAUAAUAUUGAAGUCAACCCAGAAGACAGUCAAGGUUACUGGAGAAUAUCAAUUUAUAUUCCUAUUUUAGAUGAAGUAAUAAAAGAUUUUGAUAAUAGGUUUUCUAGUGAUAAUAUGCAAUGCUUUAAUCUUAAUUUUUUGAUGCCAUUGAAUCUCAUGAAAUGUUUCAAAAACACUGAACAGUUAAAUCAAUCAAUUAAAGACAUUUCUAAUCAAUGUAAUACUGACCUCACAACUAUAACAUCAGCUAUAACAUUUCUAGACAAGCUUGAUUGUGACUAUUUUCCAGUAUUUUCUUUAUUUAUUAAAAUUCUAAUCACUCUCCCAAUAUCUAUUGCUACAGCAGAAAGAAGCUUUUCUUCUCUACGUUUACUAAAAACAUGGUUAAGAUCUAGAAUGAGCGAAGAAAGAAAGUUUGACGAAAAAUCGGAAGACCAAUGUAAUUGGUCCACAUAA